AUGCUUAGAGCUAGAUUAUUAUUGAGAAAACCGGUUGUCCAACAGCAAAAGAGAUUGUUUGCAGUCUCUUCCAAGUUAUCCAACUUGGCUGCUUCGACUAGUGUUGUAGAACCCAAGCCUGAUGGCCAUGUUAUCACAUCCUCGAGUAAUGCUAGAACUUGGUCAGCUUCAGAUAACUUUACCAACACAAUGCAGUUUAUUCAAAAGCAACCAACACUUGAAGCGUAUCGUGUGAUGGAUCAUACAGGCACAGUUUUGAAUGCAGAUCAUGAUCCCAAUCUACCCAAGGAAGAAGUGCUCAAGUGUUAUAAAGACAUGUUGCUGUUGCACACUAUGGAUGGUAUUCUUUACGAUGCUCAACGUCAAGGCCGCAUUAGUUUUUACAUGACUCAUUACGGCGAAGAAGCUAUGAUCGGUAGUGCAGCUGCAUUAUCUCCCGAGGAUAUUGUAUUCGGUCAAUAUCGCGAGGCAUUCAUGCUGGUCUACCGUGGAUUUACUUUGGAUGAAUUUGUGAAUCAAUGCUUUUCAAAUGAGUUGGACUAUGGUAAAGGUCGUCAAAUGCCAAUCCAUUAUGGCUCCAAGAAGCUCAAUUUCCAAACAAUCUCAUCUCCUUUGGGUACUCAGAUUCCUCAAGCAUCCGGAGCUGCAUACGCUCUCAAGAUGUCUGGUGCUAAUGCUUGCAGCUUAUGUUUCUUUGGUGAAGGUGCUGCAUCCGAAGGUGAUUUCCAUGCUGGAUUAAACAUGGCCGCAACUCUUAAAAGUCCUGUUAUCUUCUUCUGUCGUAACAAUGGCUUUGCUAUUUCCACUCCAUCUACUGAGCAAUACAAGGGCGAUGGUAUUGCUAGUCGUGGUAUUGGCUAUGGUAUUGAUACUAUCCGAGUCGAUGGUAAUGACAUCUGGGCCAUUUACAAUGCUACUAAAGCAGCUCGAGAAAUGGCCAUUAAAGAGCAAAAGCCGGUUCUAAUCGAAGCCAUGACCUACCGUAUCGGACAUCAUAGUACAUCUGAUGAUUCUACAAAAUACCGUGAUAGAAAAGAAGUAGAAGAAAGAGCCCAAUUUGAUAAUCCCGUUACACGUUUGAGACGUUAUUUGGAGAAUAAGAAUUGGUGGAGUCAAGAAGAAGAAGAUGCCUAUCGCAAGAAGGUCAAGAAGGAUAUCAUGACUAGCUUUACAGCAGCUGAAAAGAGAAAGAAGCCCGCAGUGAAGCAACUCUUCACAGAUGUCUAUGAUGAAUUACCACCUAAUUUGAUCAAACAACAGCAGGAGUUGAAUGAAUUGAUCAAGAAAUAUCCUGAAUAUUAUGACACUAGUGAUUAUGCAUCAUCUUGA
Molecule: messenger RNA, 1329 nt
Organism: Mucor velutinosus
Lineage: Eukaryota; Fungi; Mucoromycota; Mucoromycetes; Mucorales; Mucoraceae
Exons: 3
Coding region: 1-1329 (442 amino acids)
Biological process (GO): branched-chain amino acid catabolic process
Molecular function (GO): oxidoreductase activity, acting on the aldehyde or oxo group of donors, disulfide as acceptor
Source: RefSeq, a predicted model, not a curated record